Molecule: messenger RNA, 2432 nt
Organism: Hymenoscyphus albidus
Lineage: Eukaryota; Fungi; Ascomycota; Leotiomycetes; Helotiales; Helotiaceae
Source: the annotation of a GenBank genome assembly
CGUGAAUUUUCAACAACACUGAGCUAUCCUUUAAGCUCCCUUGACAAGCCCUUUCUAGCGACAUACACAUAUAGAGCCAAAUCUUUUCUUCUCUAUCGGAGUCCUGCAUGAUCCUUUUGAUUCAGUGCAUCAUAUCUGCUUUGAUCAGUGAUUAUAUCUUUCAUUUCAUUAUGUCUUUUCAUUUCACAGGUUCAUUCAUCAUGGAUGAUAUUUGGUUGAAACCAUUCGUUUCUUGUACAAAGCCAGCAGCUAUUCUUGGGUCCUGUAUGUUGAAGUCUGCAUCCUGUUGCCCUCUCACUGCUCUCUCAUUGAAAAGCUGUCUGAUAUCAACCCUCUCCUCUCUCUGAGAGUCUUUUCCAAAAUGGCUGCAGUUUCUUGCAGUAGAGAAUUUGGAAAGAGCGCUAUUCCUGUGCCAACCAACGAGUCCUCGGGACCUUCGGCCGAAGACGACGAUGAUGUGCAAUUCAUGUUUUCUGCUCCCAAGCGAAAGUGUAGGAAGAGAAAAAGGUAUGCCACGAGAGAUUCAAGAGCGAUAGUGCUGAUAUUCUGAGCAGGGUUAGUGGCUUGCAAUCCAUACGUUGUGGCCCUCCUCAGCUCAGAACCAUCAUGUCUGGACCUGCUAUUGCUGCAAAGGUAGAGCAGAGACGAGCAAGUGCCGGCAUGGUACAGCAACUAGAAUCGUGUCAUAUUGGACUCGAUGAGAACACAAGAUUGCCAGCUCGCAGCGGUUCACUCCCUGCCAUUCCAGCCAUUGCCGGACGUUCACAAUCUACCCAAUCCGACCCGUCAAUGCAGUCCAAAUACUUGCGUCCUGUAUAUGGAUCCGAUGUUCCGGAUCCUACUCUGACGGUACCAUGGGAUGAGCCGUCGAUUCUAUCGCAACCUUAUAUCUCACCCAAUGGUUGGGAGCCUUUGCAAUUCGAAAAUACUUCAGCCAAAAGGCAUAAGAGUGACAAGCAAGCAUCGAUGUUUCAUUCGAUCAACCAUUCUCAGCACCACUAUCAGCCCUCGCAGAUAUCUCCGAAAACCGUUCAUUCUUCCCUCCCGACCCCUCUUCGGCAUCCAUCCGGCGGCUACGAGACUGGGUUUGUUGACAUGCUCGGAAGCUCGGCAAUGCAAGAUAUGCAGGACGUUACCAUCCCGAGUGACCCCAUGGAGGUCACCUGGGAGGAUGUUAGCUGCGAGGCGUCCCCCAAUAUCGAUCCAAGAAGUAACGAGUUAUAUUUCGGCUCGGCAGCCACCCCCGUAAGUCUUAUCGGCACAGGAACGGUCACUUCAAAUCGGCAAAUGGUACCACCUUCCUUUUCGCAUAAUAUGAUGGGUGUCAAUAAUAUAGGCUCUCAUCCAAAUGCCAGGAAUACCAGGGAAUUCCAGCAAUAUCAAGUGGCAAAUACCCAUCCGGCAAUGCUUGAUUACAGAUCAGCCAAUGAACAACCUUCUCGUUUCCCCACAUCUUCAAACCUGGAGAGACAUGGACAUGGGAGAGAAAAUCAUCACUUCCUGCAAACGGCUGCAACAGCUUCAGGGAUGAACUCACAAUCAAUUCCCCGAGUGGCUCCCAGUAAUCCAAACACUCCAUCUCCACGCUUCUUUUGGCAUACACCCCGUCCGCCUCAGCUCAUCUCACCUCGUAACCCAGAACAGAUUUCCCCGGAUACACAACAGAUACAUGAAGCAGAUAUGCUACGCAAACCAUCUCUGUAUGGUGUCCCUCCUUCGCCGAUGUACACUUCGAGGGGUACUUCUAAGCAGCCUGCAGAUACCAAUGGGAGAGGCAUGUUGACGCAAAAUCCUACACAUGGGCAUGGGAUGAGUAAUAGGCAAAUACUUACAUCUCAAAGAGAUCCCACAUCCGAAAUUUCGAGCCAGUCAGGUCCGUUGAAUGGAGAGACCAAUAAACCAAGACACGAUGUCAUGUCCGCGACGACGACUGGUCAGUCCUCUACCAGCGAGAAUCCUCGACCUCAGAACCCCCGAAAAAGAAAACCUCUCUCCCAUUCUCCCAAUCUGUAAGUCUUCAUUCCAUCCCCUCCUUAGUUCCCGUAACUUUCACGGGUUCUCAUACUCACCAACAUACCCAGAAUCGUCGACAUCGCAGAAACAUGUCAAGAAGUCUUCCCCUUUGCUCUCGUGGCAGAACGCCACAACAAACCCAUCCAAAAGGUCUUUGAUGCUUUCGCGGCUAUUAUCCAGCUCCCUCUUCUGCGCAAUGCGGAUGAUAAGAGGAGACAUGGAUCGCUUGGGAAGAGGAGGAUGAAGGAGUAUCGUGAUGCGAGGAAAGCUAUGGCGCUUGCGAGGGAGGACGAGUUGAAGGCCAGGAGGGAUAUGCUUGCUACGGGGGCUGAAGCUCAGUUUGGGAGUGUGAGAAGGCCUGGGAGGAAUGGGUAGAUUGAUGGGGAUGGUGUUUUUGUUUGCGCGUGGGAUGGGUUUGU